CAAUGUUUUGCACUCGAGAGUCCGGUGAUAGCUAUAGGUUGAACAAUAUCUUCAUCAAAUCACUACUAAUACAUUGCAAAUACUCAAAGUGAUAAUGCGUUAGUGGUUCUCUCCCACAAGGGAGGAAAUUACUACAAAGACAGGAAGUCACUCUGACGCAGCAAGUGAUUAAAAUUCCUGUUGUCUUUGUAUUACUAUAUGCUACUUUUAGAUGUUUGACGUGUAAUUAAAAACAUUAUCUUGAAGAAAAAUGGAACACAACCUGGAAACAAGCCUUGUGGCUGAUGCACCACGCCACUACACACACAUAAACUUUGAGGAGGAGAUUGAGCUGUUGCGGUGUUGUGCGGGAGACUGUCGGUGUCACAAGGUGCACUGUCCGUUCUGCGACGUGCAGCACUUCAAACCAGCCGGCUCAAUGCGUGUCCGGGAUCACAUCACACAGUCUCACUUCAAAUACGCCGUUACCGUGGGAAAUAUUCUGAUUCUGAAGUGUUUCCACCAAUGUCACAUGUCACCGGGCCACUUCCAUUGUCCGUACUGCGAACAGCAGCUCUACAAGAGAAUUGCGUUUGCUCACCACCUCAAAUCACAUCUCAGGAAGAUGGGAAAAGAUGAAACUGUUGUCCAUUUCUUCUACAGCAACCAACCAACAACCAUUAACUUUGAUGGUAUUAAAAUAGCCCUGUGUACCGACCCGUGUGGCAAUACUCUCAAACAACACUACCACUGUCCACUGUGCAAGAGGAACAACUUUGGCAACAUGGGUGUCAUGGUGACCCAUCUGUGGCGUUGUCGAGACAGAAGAAAACACCGGCGCAGUCUGUCGUGUUUACAGACAUCUGACGAUUAUCUACAGGAUACAAAAUAUCUCCUACCUCUCAGAGAAAUACUGGCAGAUAAGUGGCAUUGCUCUAUUGUGCGGACUGUAGACGACCUCCAGGUUGUCCAGUGUGACCGUGACGAUUGCUGCGGUAACCAGUCCCACUGCCCACUGUGUCCACCUGACAGAUUCCAGCCCACGGUCGGCACCGAGGUGAAACAACACGGCCUUUCUCACUGGGACUGCAGAGUUACCUACGUUGAUUAUUCCAUGCUGACUUGUUACUUAGACUGUGGGAACAGAAACAGAGAUUCAAGUGGUCCAGUUCAGGGUCACUACCACUGUCCUUUCUGUGGUCAGACUCACGGAUGUAAAGACGGUUUCACGAGUCAUCUCCCCAUAUGUUACAAGGGAGAUAACUCAUUUGAAUCUCAGCCUGAAGAGACUCCGCCCUUUUCCCAGGACAAUGGCAGUGACUCUUUGGUGGGAGGUGAAGAGAUCGGCGACUCACCAAAAGGCAGUGACAGGAGAGUUUCUAUGGAUAAAUCUGAACACAACAUGCUUCCUGUGGAAACAGUUUUACCAGUAACAAAAACAGAGAUGUUUGAGACCAUCACAGCAGUUCUUUGUAAGGAAAUGGUCACGAGACUGGAAAACAAGGGCAGUAAGUUGAUUUCGAACGUACUGGGCGAAGUAACCCGACUGUCUGACUGUACCUGGAGCUGGUCUCCAGGAACCCAGGGCAGAGUGUACGCAUUAACUGGUGGCCUGGAAAACUUACAGGACGCCAAACGUCGUCUUAUGCAGAUAUUAAAUACAACUAACAAUGAAGAACAACAGAAAAUUGACACUAUCUCAGGUGGAGCUGCAAACAUCAUCUCGUCUUCGAUAUCCACACAGACAGACAUCUCCUUCACGGACUCACUCAAGAUGGCAGCAUUGGAAACGUCUGCCAUGGACGAUGAAUCAAUGACAGUGCAGAUGGAUGAUGAAUCAUUCCCGGUGCAGAUGGCUGGUGAGGCAGUAAGUCGGGAAGAACAUUCCAUAGAUUCAACAAGUACAGACUUAAAAGAACAUCGGAAUAUAAAGAGAAGAAAAUGUCUCAAAGAUGUUGAUGAAAACGUGGUGUUGAAGAGAAAACCUGGAAGACCUAGAAAGUAUUGUUCUGAAAAGCCAAGAACUAGUUUUCCUGGUUUUAAAGAACAUGAAACCAGUAAGACGAAGAAAAAAAAUGCUGAUGUUCAAAGAGUGAAGAACAGUGUGCGUACGUUAUCCAGGGUGUCAUCAAGUCCGUAUUCUAAGAGGAAGCCAAUAUCCAGAAUCUCUCAAUCAUCAGAUGAUGGUCCACGCUAUUCUGGAAAAUACGACAACAAAAAGACAAAUUUGAAAAACACACCUUUGGUUAAGCAACAGAAAACAGAUCUGACCGAAACAGCCAUUAAAAAAGCUUACGGAACAAGAGGAAGAAAGAUGGACUUUUCUUUGCUUGCAACAGGUAAAACAAAGAAAGAUAAAGAUAAUUCUGGACUCAAGAAAGAAAUAUUGGCCAAAAGUGUUAAUGUUGAUAGGAAGACAGAACUAAAAAAAUUGUCUGUGAAGCUGGUUGAUAUUAGUAAGAGAAGGAUAAAAUCAAUAUCACAACCUGAAGAUGGGCUGGAUAAAACUGAGGAUGAGAUGGAACAAUGGGAAGAUGAUGCUGAUGGCGAUCCAGAUUUUGUUCCUGAUGGCAAGAAGAGAGUAUUGGAUUCUUAUGACGACAGUGUUGAAGACUCCAAAGAGAUGACAGCAAGAGUUCGUAGUCUUGGAAAAACAGAAAGGAAUUCCAUUCAUAAGCCUGUAACAGCAGAAAGGACUAAAAUAACAGCAGAAAGGACUAAAUCUGAGAGUGAAAACAUCGACAGAGAUCUACCUCAGGAGAACCAAAUGUUUUAUGUCCCCAAAAUCACGGUUCCCUUGUCCUCUCUCCAUCACAGCAUUCAGCGAAUGAGACCGAGAGAUGGGAUGCAAAGUGGUGAUGAUGUAUACCUGUCUGUAGAUACUUUAGCCGACGUGACAAACUUGCGGUGUUCUUGCUGUGACUUUGCGGGACGGAGCAGUGUGGAGCUGAUGGAGCACAUCAUGGACGUACAUCAGCUGGACCCACGACAUCCGUGUUCAGGAUGUGGGAAGAGAUUCAUCACCCACCAGAGUAGAUCCCUGCACCUCCAGAACAUGGGGUGUGGACGGGACAACAGAUCCAGUCCGGUUCACCACUGUACGAAGUGCAGCAGUUUCACUUCGGAGCGGUUUUCAGACGUCACGGACCAUCUGAUCCUCCAGCACCAGGUUGUCAAUCCUCUACGCUGCGACGUCUGCGAGAAAAGACUCAAAGACAAACAGAAACAUCUGAAGCAUCAUCACGGUCCCAAGACUCGGUUUCCGGGCAGCUAUGACACGGAGGAUUUGGGCUGUCCUGUUUGCGAAUUCACUUCAUACCAAUUCUCCGAUGUGACAGAUCAUCUGGUAGAGAUUCAUGGAGUUGUAGACCCUCUUCGCUGUGAUGUUUGUGAGGUCACGUUCAAACAGAGCAAAGCUUACCACUUAAAACAGAAACAUGGUCCCUUGAAUAGAUACAUUUAUGAUAAGUCGACAUCUUGUUUGUUAUGUCGAACCUCUUUCGAUUUGUUCAGUGAUCUCACACAACACAUCAUCGAUGAACAUAAAAUGGACAAUGUUCGUUGCGAUGUCUGUGAAAUGAUAUUCAGCUCGAAGCACGUGUUGUAUGAUCACGUGAACAAGACCCACGGACCAUCGGACAUCCAGUGUUGCAAUAUCUGCGGUCGUGGCUUCAACACGGUCCGAGCUCUGGUGAAGCACCGACAAAUGAUCCAUCACGUGCAGACGACGAUGGUGAAAUCGUGCAAGAAAUGCGACUUCAAGGCGCAGUCGAAGAAGGAGCUGAAAGAACACAUGGAGACGCACGCCGUCGCCAAUGAAUGUCCAAUCUGCCACAAGGUUCUCGCCAAACACACGAACAUCAUGAUCCACAUCGACACGAUGCACACCAAACAGGAGGAAUGCGUCUGCAACAUCUGCGGGAAGAAGUUCCGACACCCGCGUUACCUGCGCCUGCAUCUCGGCCGUCACAGCGGCGUCAAGCCCCACGUGUGCUCCGUGUGCGGGAAGCGCUUCUUUGCCACCAACACCUUGCGCUGCCACAUGGAGGUGCACAAAGACCAGAGCGAGAGACAGUACCGGCACAUCUGCUCAGUGUGCGGCCGCGGCUUCAACGGCAAGUCCAGUCUGGACGACCACAUGAACAAACACACCGGGGCCAAGCCCCACAGCUGUCCCUUGUGUGGAGUUAAGUUCGGCUUCCGCAGCAUGCUGUACAAACACCACCAGUUCGUCCACUCAAAUCUCAGACCUUUCUCCUGCACCAUCUGCCCGAAGUCAUACAAGAGCAAACAGAGACUCUCGGCUCACAUGGUCAGCCACACGGGCAUCAGUCGAUUCAACUGUCUCCAGUGCAAGAAAGCCUUCUCCACGUCGAGCACAUUGAAGCAACACAUCCCGAGAUGUCGAGGGGAGAGACAGAAGGAGAAUCUGUUAUCCUCGAGAGCCGGGAUUCUCCAGACGGAGAACUCUGAAAAUGAAAUCAUCAUCCAUCUGGUGAACGGCCAAGACGGGACCGUGAAGAUCGAGCCGUUGGACCACGGAGAUGUCAUUCAGAUCGUGGAGGAGAUGGCAGGUGCUGGGGAGGUUCUAGGGGAGGUGGGGCAAGGGCUGGGGGAGGGUGGCCAGGGAGAGCAGGUCUCGCAGGUGUUUGUGUGCAGUGUGUGCGCGAUGAGCUUCCAGACGUACGAAGAAGCAGAGAGUCACAUUGCGACAAAUCAUUUAGAACCAGAACCGGAACUUUCAGAACAGCCACAACAACCAGUGAAUGAAGCGAUGCAGACAUCCGUCACACCCAAACAAGAGAUUUUUGAUUACUGGUGAUUUUUAGAAUCUUUUUUUUUUAUUUUUUUUUAAGAAAUUUGGUUUUUCAAAAGGUUCAUACUAGCCAAUAUAUUUUUUGUGCUGAGGCUUGUUAAAUAUAUAUUAGUUAAUUUAUUUUAUGAAAUGUCCUCAUAACUAAAUUACACAUUGUAUUUUCUCUGCUUUUGGCCUUAUAAGGCCAAGUAACAAAAAUACCAAUGGUUCCAAUUACCUGGUUGACACUAAUGUUUUAAAACCAUUUUUGCCAACCCUAAAAGUUUUUCAAAACAAUGAGAGGAUGCAGCAUUUGUUUGAAAUGUUACGUUAUUGCUGUUUAUGAAGACCAGUUUCACAGAUUUUAGGUUUUAAAAAAAAAAGAAAUUAUAGUCUACCUACCUACCCUAAUUUAUUUUUCACAUGUAACUAGAAUGACGCACAUUUUUUUAUUUGGCCAUGUAAGCAAAUGAUUUCAAUAAGUGUCCUGUACUACCAACUCAUCUGGCUCUUAACAGCCUUGUACAAUUGUUAUACAAAUCUACUAGUAAUGGGAUCAGUGAAUAAACGGAUAUGUCUUCUAAAGGAGAUGGGCCGAGACAUAGCCCAGUGGUAAAGCGCUUGCUCGAUGUGCGGUCAGUGUGGGAUCGAUCCCUGUUGGUGGGCCCAUUGGGCUAUUUCUCGUUCCAGC
This is a messenger RNA of Gigantopelta aegis, 5465 nucleotides long. RefSeq lists its product as uncharacterized. Gene Ontology annotation, biological process: regulation of transcription by RNA polymerase II. Gene Ontology annotation, molecular function: RNA polymerase II transcription regulatory region sequence-specific DNA binding; DNA-binding transcription factor activity, RNA polymerase II-specific. The transcript is spliced from 11 exons. The record is from RefSeq and is a predicted model, not a curated record. The coding region runs from base 251 to 4801 and encodes 1516 amino acids. Gene Ontology annotation, cellular component: nucleus. NCBI's taxonomy places the organism in Eukaryota, Metazoa, Mollusca, Gastropoda, Neomphalida, Peltospiridae.